Molecule: messenger RNA, 1482 nt
Organism: Fusarium venenatum
Lineage: Eukaryota; Fungi; Ascomycota; Sordariomycetes; Hypocreales; Nectriaceae
Source: RefSeq, a predicted model, not a curated record
AUGAAGAUCUUCAACAGCAUCACCCGACGUGUCCGCCUCCUGGUCUCGCCAUCGGCCUUUCACCGUACACACUACACGGGCUCUCUACUCUUCAAUCUCGCAUCAUUCAUCCUUCCCGCUCUCUAUGGCACACUGUCUAAGCUAUGGGUCGCGAACAUUGACUCGUCAAUGGUUGUGUUGACCGAUGCGUUUACAUACAUGAACACGGCUUCUGAAGCUGUGAAUGAAGGGUUACCUCGAGCUGCUUGGGUUAUCAUUGGCGAUAAAGCAUCGAGGUCACUGGACAAACGUUUACAGCUGACUCAUACUUUAAUUGCGUUUCAAACAGCCAUUGGUCUACUUCUGAGCAUUAUCUUUCUAGGCGCGGCAUCUUCUUUCUCAAAGAGUUUUGUCCCAGUCGAAGUAAGAGAUGUGAGUCUGACUUAUGUACGAAUCACUUCGUUCACUGUCUUGGCCGGAACAUUGGAGACGGCUGUUUCUACAUCGACAAGAGCUUUGGAUAAACCCGAUAUCCCUUUGGCUAUCAGCACUGUUAAAUUCGCCGUCAACAUCAUCCUCGAUUUCCUUAUCAUCUCUCGCUUUCAUGUUGGUUCCUUCACACCCACUGUCAACAUGCAAGGCACUAUACAGUUGGUCUGCAACCUUGUCGCAGCUAUCGCUGGCCUUGUUUAUUUCUUGUGGUCCAACACAUGGUCUUUUGUCAAGCAUACACCACAUGAUCCCCAAGAGACAAAGCUGCGACCAAGUUUCGACUGUCUCAAGAUUCUUCUCCCACCUGGUUUAAUAUUCUUCACCGAGUCGGCUGUUAGGAAUGCAUUGUAUCUUUGGCUUGUCAGCACCAUCGUUGCCCUCGGCGCUGUGUAUGCUACAGCUUGGGGUGUUUUCAACACCAUCCGCUGGGGAUUAAUCAUGGUACCCGUGCAAGCGUUGGAAGCCACAGCUUUGCAGUUCAUCGGGCAUAACUGGGGAGACUGGAGAAAACGAGUGGACAUCAACACACGAAAGCCUCGCGCUUCACUUAAAGAUUUGCAGGGUAUCGUACAACCAGCGCUUCGGUCCUUGACACUCGCAAUCAUCUUCGAAGUCCCCAUAGCAAUUUUCCUCACUCUCUUCGGCGCCAAGCCCUUUGCGUUAUACAUCAGCGGCUCAGAUGAGGUAGCCGAAGUGACAGCAUACAUGUGGCGGAGUCUGGACUGGUGCUAUGUCUUUUACGCCAUGUCUACACAGCUUGCCGCUAUCCUUGUUGCGACGCGACCGAGAUGGUAUCUUUAUCAGAGUCUCGCGAGCAAUCUGCUUUAUGUGCUUCCAUGGGCUAUUGUAUGUCAGGUGGUUGACUUGAAUAAUGGCAAUGCAUGGUGGUAUUACAAGUUUGUUUUUGGGGGAAGUCUUGUUUUUAGUUUUGGUGAUAUUCUUGUUGUUGACUCACUCUGGGCUUGGAGCUUACAUUAUGGGAAGACCAAGUUGGAGGCCUUUAGAGAGUGA